UUCAAAGAUUCAAUUUGGAAUGGAAAACGACUGAAACAAAAUAUUGCGGUUAAUGUCUUGAAAUGGCGCUAGGUGGUGUCGCAGUUUUGCGAAACGUUUAGUGAUGGCGCUAGCUACCACCCCGUUUCACGCACACGGCGCGAAUUUUGAAGCGGUUGGUUCAGUCGUUCAGUUGAAGCCAUGGCGCUUAACCUACAAGCACCGGCGAAGGGGCCGCGCGUGUCGGAGGCUCAGAAGGAGACGGUGGUCGCCUUCAUGGAAGCGCAUCCCCAGCUGGCUAUAAGAUCCAGCGAGCUGGGGCCGCGCUUCACUGCUGGCGACCGCCGACGGCUGUGGCAGCAGCUAGCCGACCAGCUCAACACUCAAGGCCCCGUCGUGAAAACCACCGAGCAGGGGCAAGAGUGGUGGCGGAAGCAGGUGUUCGAGGCCCGCCGCAACGCUGCCGCACUUGCCCAAGAACAAAGAAGCACAGGAGGGGGGCGGCUACAUGGCUUUCAUGGCCGAGUCCUGGAGCUCACCGGGACGGUCCGCCUCCACGGUGUGACCGACCUCCCCUACCAAGAGCAGGCUGACGUCCCCACCUGCGCGAUGGAAGUCGUCGUCCAAGACGAGGCUGCGGGCGUGAGCACAGCGACACGUAAGCAUCAGAGGAAUGAGUGUUUUAAUUAUCGCCAAUUGUGUGUGCAGUUCGUAAACAUUAAUGUGUUUACUCUACAGCGGCAGAGGAUCCACCGCGCGGCGCGGCGCCUGCCGAAAGGGUGGCUGCUGCACCUGGUAAGUUAUUGAUCCUCAAGCUGUUAAAUAAAAUGAGCUCUUGUAUUUUACUGAACUAGCCCAAUAAGCCAUAACAUGGCCAUAGCCACUUUUAUUCGUACCAUAAAAUGCAGUGCAACUGUAGAAAAUGCUGUAUGUUUUCAGUGUUGCAGCACCCUGUUCGGCCACCACGUCGACAGCGACCGCGACGGGUGGAUACCCUGACGACGAUGUCGUCGCAGUGCGCCCGCAGCCUGGAACAGGGCGACGAGGUGCUGCAGGUUGGUAGGCCCUUUGGUGUCAUUUUACAUGAAGGACAUAAAUAUUCUUUA
Dermacentor andersoni is the source of this 1085-nucleotide messenger RNA. The record is from RefSeq and is a predicted model, not a curated record. NCBI's taxonomy places the organism in Eukaryota, Metazoa, Arthropoda, Arachnida, Ixodida, Ixodidae.